UAUUUCCCCAGAGUCUCCCACAAUGGACAAUUCGGAGACUGAAAAUGAAGGACAGUGGGGCGCGGCGGUUGAUAUGCUGUCAAAAACCAUCCAGAACAGGAACGGAAUAGACUGGAAUGACCCCGAUACCCUUGCCAUAGUGCACGACUUCGCCUGGGCAUUCGGGCAUGCUUCAGGAUGGCAAGACUCCAAGGCCAUGUCCCGAGUGGCCGAGUCGCGGCAGCGAGUCCUCGGUGCCAAACAUCCUGACACGCUCAUGUCCGUCUGCUGUCUCGCGGAGAUUCAUUGGCGUCAGGGAAAGUCCGCAACGGCUGUUGAUAUUCUGCUUGAUGCGAUAGAGACGAUGAAGGAGGUUUUUGGCAGACAGGAUCCAACGACAAUCAGAGCCACAGGGAUCUUGGCUGCCGCGUAUUCCCAUCUUGAGGAAUAUGAGAAAGCGGUACAGCUGCAGACGGCGCUGGUAGAGGACGCGGCCACAGUAUUCGGACCACAGCAUCCGGCAACAUUGGCAGCAAUGCACAACCUGGCAUUGACAUACCUGCGACAACAGCGCCCAGAGAAAGCAAGAGAUCUCGUCGCCACUGCACUGCAUGGCAGGAAACAAGUCCUGGGAUUAAGCGACCCCAGUACUCUUGAUUCCAUCGAGAUGAUGUGUCAAAUCCACACUGCUUUGCAGCAGUGGAAAGAUGCAACCGAGCUGUACCCCCAAGCGUUGGAGCUUGCCACCGCUCGCUUUGGCGAUAAUCAUCCUCGCACAAUCCACAUCGCCACGAACCUGGCCUUCGGCCUCCAAAUGAACAGCAAAUACCUCCCUUCCCGCGACCUAUAUCAGAAGACGCUACCUAUGAUUGUGCAGACCUUGGGAUGGAGUGAUCCGCUCACGAGUCAGUCGUAUAACGAACUAGCAUCUCUCCUUCACACAACCGAAAAUUAUCCAGACGCGGAGAAGCUGCAUCGGUGGGUGUUUGAUGCGCGAGAUGCCAUCGGCGCUGCCCACCCUUUGAUGCUGACGUGUGUUGCCAAUUUGGGCUUUGUGUGUCACUUUCAAGGGAAAUACGAGGAAGCGGAGGCUUUCUACCGAAAGGCAGUGGAAGGAAACCAAGGGGCACAUGGAAGCAAAAGCAUCGAUACGAUCAACAGCAUGAGAAGCCUGAUGACCGUCCUCACCAGUCGUGGUAAAUCCAAGGCUGCGGAGAAGAUGGGUUGGCAGGUACUUCAGACAUCGGACGAUUUUCUUGGAUCAGAGCACCUUGUGACACUCGAUAUCGCCAGUGGACUAUCUUCCGCGCUUCGCUCGCAAGGACAAUUCCACGAUGCGGAAGAAUUGAGUCGUCGAGCACUCACUGGAUAUGGGAAGAUCUUGGGAAAGGAUGAUCCCGCAACACUGAGCACUGCCUACGAUCUUGCGACGGCGUUGCACUAUCAGGGCAAACAUGAAGCAGCCGAGAGCCUGUUACACGAGAUGCUAGAAGAUGGAGAGCAAAGAUCAGACGAGGCUUAUAAAACGACUCUUCGUCUUUCCCACAAACUGGGGCUAGUCUUACUCUCCAGGCGGAAAUACGAAGAGUCUGAGACUUUACUCCGGCAGACAAUGGAGAAGCAGGACAGUCUGCUUGGUCCCGUGCAUCCACAUACUCUCGCUAGCACGCAUGACUUGUCUAUCGUCUUGUCUACCCGAGAAAAGUACAGCGAGGCCCAAGGCUUGGAAGAAGAUUUGCUGAAGGCUUGUGGGGAGCAUUUGGGUUCUCAGCAUUAUGAAACCUUGCGGAGUAUGCAGAGUUUAGCCGAUCUCCAUCAGAUCCAAGGCGACGAUACGUUGGCCCAGCAUCUCUACAAAAAGGCUAUGGAUGGGUAUUCCAAACAGUCCAAUGACAAAGACCUUGGAGUUCUUAUGUGCGUGAACAACCUCGGAAACAUUCUCAGACGUCAGGGAAAAUACGACGAAGCAGAGGAAAACUAUAUCUUCACACUCAAUGGAUACGAACAACGACUUGGAAAGAGCCAUUCUUUUACACUGGACUGUCUUUCCAAUCUUGCCAACCUUGAACGAGACCGAGGAAAACAUAAAGACGCCGAGGAGCUGGGCAUGAUCCAAUUCGAAAGGAGACAGAAUGGAUCUCAUGCAGGGAAGCGGCUUGCACUUAUUCCACCAGGACUAGAGAAUGUGACUGAGACCACCAGUCUCAACACACGCUCUGGUAUAUGGCCAUGGGUGAUGAAUAAACAGCAUGAUGACUCUCGACUUUGAUUUUUAGUGUACUUAACUAACCUAAUUACCUCGUAGAGGAUCCGCUGAAGAAGAGUCUGUAUAUAAUUUUAUAAACUUAUCUUUUACGAGUCAAGUAUAUUGUUACUUCU
Molecule: messenger RNA, 2358 nt
Organism: Aspergillus wentii DTO 134E9
Lineage: Eukaryota; Fungi; Ascomycota; Eurotiomycetes; Eurotiales; Aspergillaceae
Exons: 2
Coding region: 23-2248 (741 amino acids)
Molecular function (GO): protein binding
Source: RefSeq, a predicted model, not a curated record